This is a messenger RNA of Lottia gigantea (owl limpet), 627 nucleotides long. RefSeq lists its product as hypothetical. The record is from RefSeq and is a predicted model, not a curated record. Gene Ontology annotation, molecular function: DNA binding; DNA-directed DNA polymerase activity; nucleotide binding. Gene Ontology annotation, biological process: DNA replication. Bases 1 to 627 code for a protein of 208 amino acids. NCBI's taxonomy places the organism in Eukaryota, Metazoa, Mollusca, Gastropoda, Lottiidae. The transcript has a single exon.
AUGGAUUUUGACGCCAACGGUCUGUACGCUUCGGUCGUGUCGGAUUUAGACAAAGAAUAUCCUAAAGCUGAAAACCCGAGAGCCUUUCAACCAGAAGAAGAAAAGAAAUUUGUCAGAUUAUUCAACGAGCAAAAAUUCAGACUCAAAACGGCCAUUUUCAAAGUCUGGUUCGAAUAUCCCAAACUCAUGUUCUUCCAACCCGUGCCAUCUAAAGAUAAAAUCACCGUUACCAACAAAGAAGGUAAAAAGGAAACCGGUACUAAAAUCAGGUUCAGAAACGGUUUCUGUUACAACGUUUUGACUUCGGCCGGCAUUCAAGAAAUAGUCAAAGCCGGCGGAAGAAUCAUCAGGAUAUUGGACGGUAUCGUCUAUGAGAAAAAUUUAGACAGACCGCCUUAUGGCGAAUACGUUUUGAAACUGAGAGAUUUGAGAAAUCAAUACAAAGAGGAGGGUAAUGUCCUGGGCAGCAACUGCAUGAAACUUUUGGGCAAUUUUCUCUACGGCAAAUCGAUUCAGAAAGACGUUCUGACCACUAGACAUUUGUGGAACGAAGCGACUUUGAAAGCCAACUUUGAUUCUCACAUUAAAAGCUACGAAAAGGUCAACGAGGUACAUCGUGGAAAUUGA